Molecule: messenger RNA, 1269 nt
Organism: Gasterosteus aculeatus aculeatus (three-spined stickleback)
Lineage: Eukaryota; Metazoa; Chordata; Actinopteri; Perciformes; Gasterosteidae
Source: RefSeq, a predicted model, not a curated record
GAUUGAGGAGUAUCAUCUUCUGCUGAUCUUCCAUACAGAGAGCAGCAUUUAUUACCAUCAAUGAUUAACCAGUGAAGGAGGUUGGUGGACUUGAAGUCAGAUUCUGACAUUGUUGAAAGGAGACACGACGACGUUACACCUUGAGAAAUCUCUGAGGAAUAAUGUUCCACCUGGACUGAGAAAAGACAAAUUACUGUAAAUAUAAUUUGGUGAGUUUUUAUUUUUUUAGGAACUGUUUGAAAAAGUCAGAAAAUGGCUGAAAAGAUCGUUCUUUUUGAAAGUUACCUGAGCUGCCAUGUUUGUUCAGAGACGUUCAGAGAUCCGGUGUCUCUGAGCUGCAACCACAGCUUCUGUUCAAGCUGCCUGCAGCGAUUCUGGGAACAAGCUGGAAACAAGAACUGUCCCAUCUGUAAAAGAAAAUCCUCUAAAGAUAAUAUUUUAGUGAAUUUCCAACUAAAGGAACUGGCCGACUCGUUUGCUGGGAGACAGAAAACUGGAUCAACUGAGACAGAAAAAGGAGAGACAAAGGUGGAGGUGGUGUGUUGUGAACAUGGAGAAGAGACUAAGCUGUUCUGUGAGGACGAGCAGAAAGCUGUGUGUCCUGUCUGUGAGUUCUCUCUCCACCAGAGUCACAAGGUGGUUCCUCUAGAACAAGCAGUCAGGAACCUGAAGGACCAGCUGAGAUCUGACUUGAAGUCUCUGCAGGACAAGUGGGACAAACACCAACAAGUGAAGAAAACAUACAAUGAAGUGAUUGAACUCUCCAAGAAGCAGCUGGUGUCCACAGAGAGGAAGAUCAGAGCAGAGUUCAACAAGCUCCACCAGUUCCUGAGAGAGGAAGAGGAGUCCAGACUGGCAGCUCUGAGGGAGGAAGAGGAGCAGAAGGGGAAGACCAUCAGCAGAGAGAUAAAGAUGAUUGAGGAGCAGAUCUCCUCUCUGUCAGACAGCAUCUCUGCUGUUGAAGAAGACCUGCAGAAAGACAAGGUGUCGUUCCUCAGCAGUUAUAAAGCCACUCAGACCAGAGCCAGAGUCCAGAGCUCACUGACAGAUCCACAGCUGGACUCAGGAGCGCUGAUAUAUGUGGCCAAACAUCUGGGCAACCUGUCCUUCAGAGUCUGGGAGAAGAUGAAGGACCAGGUCCACUUCAGUCCUGUCAUUCUGGACCCAAACACUGCAGAAUACAGCCUCUAUCUGUCUGAUGAUCUGAUCAGUGUGAGAUAUGGAGACACAAAGCAGCAGCUUCCUGAUAAUCCAGAGAGAUUCACUAAG